AUGCAGUUCCUUUUGCUCUCCCAUCUCCACGCUCCCAUCCCCAUGCUUCCUCGUCCAUGCAGCCAUCUGUUCACAGCACUGUGCACUAUCCAACAAGCAUCUCAUCCAUCGAUUUCAACCAUCACGGAUCACUCCUUGCUGUGGCCGCCAGUUACAUCUUCGAGAAGGCUGUCGGAUUCAUGGAGCACACUCCAGAUGCAAUCUAUGUUCAAGACAUUGGAUGAGUGUGCACUAAUCGUUACUGUAUCAUAG
Messenger RNA from Closterium sp. Yama58-4, 252 nucleotides. The record is from the annotation of a GenBank genome assembly. Lineage: Eukaryota; Viridiplantae; Streptophyta; Zygnematophyceae; Desmidiales; Closteriaceae.